AUGUCAGAUAAGCAUGGUGAGGAGGAUGAGAUUAUGCGUAAAUGGCUGUGGAUUCUAUGGAACUCCGCAAUGGGAGAAUCGAUGUUCAAAGUGUUGGAGAGCCCAUCAGAACGAGCUGAAAAAGAGUCAAGAUUUCGCAAAAAACAAGUAAAUAUCCGACUUUCGAAUUUCAACUCUUUUCGAUUUAUGUUUGAUUUCAGAUCACUUUUGAGCUUCGAUCAGUUCCAGGAAAGAAGGAAAUCGACGACGGAAAGCAAGUCUCGUGGCAUCAAAAACUUGUUCAAAACGUCUCCCAUCCCUGAAAGCGGAACAAGCUCCCCGACAUCUACAUCACCCUCGAGCACCCCAACUCGACGACGUGACCUAUCGCCAGACUCUUUGGAAGCCCGUAAGCAGUUUUCGGACUUCCUGGUUGCCAAUUUGUCAACAGCAAUGGCUCAAGAAAUUGCACGCUCUGUGAAGAAUGCGGUGAACAAGAUUUCGGAAAUGAGAUUGAACUCAGAAGAUAUGUCAGAUCUCGUCAUUAGUUAUUAUCAAUAUCUCGGAGACCGAAUUGGUGUGCACUCGUAUUUCAACUCACCUGAUUGUAAGGUGAAAGUGGAAGAUGUGAUGGACCAAGUGGAGAAGUAUAUAUCAACAUGCUGUUAUGCGAUGUUCUUCUGCGCCAGUCACGAUGAAGAAGUGGCCGAUAUGUCAUUACAGGAUAGGAUUCGAUCCCUUCAUUGGGUUACUGCUGGGUUUCUGGAGACAAAGCUGGUGUUCAAGAAGCAAAAUGUUAGAGACAAAGUUGAUGAAGCAAUAACGGAAUUGAUUGAAAUCAAUGCGAAGAAAUCGGCAUUUGAGAAACUCGACUGCCUCACUCGCUCUUGUAAAGCGAUAUUCGAAGCUCUUAAAGAAAGUGAGUCAUCGACAUCAGCUGAUGAAUUCCUUCCCACUUUGAUAUACAUACUUUUCCGUGGGAAUCCGCCGUUGAUUCAAUCAAACGUAAAAUUCAUAUCGAGAUUCGCUGUUCCAGCACGGCUCAUGAGUGGAGAAGCUGCAUACUUCUUCACCAACCUCUCAUGCGCUCUCGAAUUCGCGAGAAAUAUGAAUCACGAAAGCCUUCAAAUGGAGAAGGCUGAGUUCGAAGCAUACACUUCUGGACAUAUGGCACCGCCUCUGUCAGUACUGAACUCAGCAUGUAAUCAAGCGAUGUAUGUGCUAGAAGGGACCAUCGAAACGAUUGCCACUGUUGCAAAGAAGGCGGAAGAUCUGUUGAAAAACUUAACCGGUGUCGACAAGAAAUCUGAUGAUGAUCUCGAAAAAAUGCUGAUAUUGAUCAAGGAAACCGUCGAUAUAUUCCCAACCGAUGAAUACAUACAAAUGAAGGAAUCGAUCUUCGCAGAAGAACAAGAAACUGCUGACUUACUGGUAUCUCUCUCCCGUCAGUCAUCAGAUCUGGCCGUGGAACGCUUUCCACUUCUGCCGACAACACCCAACCUUCCACUCCUCAACCACAGCUUGAUCCUUCUUUCGAAUCUCCUCUUGCCACCGCUAUCGUUCAGAAAGAGGCCACUGAUUCGAAUUGAAAACGCUGACUUCAUGCCUGCAAUGUCUGCAUGCUUUUAA
Caenorhabditis briggsae is the source of this 1608-nucleotide messenger RNA. RefSeq names its product Protein CBR-RABX-5 (gene Cbr-rabx-5). NCBI's taxonomy places the organism in Eukaryota, Metazoa, Nematoda, Chromadorea, Rhabditida, Rhabditidae. Bases 1 to 1608 code for a protein of 535 amino acids. Gene Ontology annotation, biological process: vesicle-mediated transport. Gene Ontology annotation, molecular function: guanyl-nucleotide exchange factor activity; small GTPase binding. The transcript has 8 exons. Gene Ontology annotation, cellular component: cytosol; endocytic vesicle. The record is from RefSeq and is a predicted model, not a curated record.